GUGAUAGACUCAACUUGUUGUUUCCUGUUGCCGUAGAAUCCCGAUCAUCUUUUGUCAACCGUAAUGGGUUUUUCCUGUGAAAUCAGCUUCCCCUAUAAUUGGGCCGAGGAAUUUUAUUGUGGCGAACGGUUGAACCUGUCCGUUGAGCUCGCGUGCCACAAAGCAAUGUGGAUUAAAGAGCUGGCGCUGGGUGUUUCGUGCUCCAACCUGCAGCAUACCGAGACUCGUGAAUUUGGUCACUACAUCGAUGAUCCGGAUAGUAACGGCACGAGUGAUAGCUCACAAAAUAAGAGUGGUUCGGACAAGUUUGAAACGGAAAUCGGCCUGCUUGGAGACAACGAAACAGCUAUCAAACUAACACCAGGGACCUACAUUUUCAAUGUGGAAUGUCAUUUACCGGAAAGCAUUGCAGAAUACAAUCACGAUGAAGGUAGUGAAAUUAGUUACUCUAUAUCGGUGAAGGUUAGAAAAAUUCUAAAAAAGGACCGUAAGCAUCGGAAUGCUGUCUCCGUGCAUGACCUGCUGUUGCGGAACCACCGCAGACGAGUGAAUUUUGUGUGGCCUGGACGAUUUUCUCACAUUUCGAACUUUUCCUUUUCCUCGGCCACCAUCAACUGCUAUUUUGUGACCAGCAUUGAACGAACGAGUAGCAAUCGGUCACAAUCAUCGGACGACGAAGGGGACAGUUUGGAAAAUUGGUUGUAUCCGAUUAUGGAGAAACCGGAUCAACCGGAAGAGGAUGAAGGGUGAUUGGGGAAUGUUAGAAUGGAUCUGCGUGGAAACUAAAAGACUGAUACGGGUAGCUUAAGUGUACUGGAACUGACAUGUGAUAACGAAUGUUGGGCUUAUCGAUUUAAGAUAGUUAAAUAUUUUUCGAAUAUUUUUGUUUAAACAAAGGAACUAGACGUUAAGUAAUGCAAUGUUACAUUUAACAGUUUAACAA
This is a messenger RNA of Topomyia yanbarensis, 943 nucleotides long. RefSeq lists its product as uncharacterized. The record is from RefSeq and is a predicted model, not a curated record. NCBI's taxonomy places the organism in Eukaryota, Metazoa, Arthropoda, Insecta, Diptera, Culicidae. The transcript is spliced from 3 exons. Bases 64 to 750 code for a protein of 228 amino acids.